GUCCGACCAGUGACCAGAGCAAUUGUUCAGUUGUUCAUGUAGCAAAGAACCGUUCAAGAUGGCAUCUCAAUAUAUACCAUACAAUCAAUCCAAAUGGUCGGCGCACGUAUCACUUGAAAGGAAUCUUGACCUCUAUCUCUUAUACGGCCUAGACAAUUCACGAACCUCCACUACACCUAAGUACAUCUCAUAGCGAUUACGACCAUGCCGUACCACCACCUCCCCACAACAACCUCUUCUGGGAAACCCCGUUCUUCCGGCUCUUUGAAAUCGCUCAUCCUGAGUACGAUCUGUUUGGGCCUAUUAUGCCUGUCUUCGGGCGCUUUGGCGCGAUCGGGAGAGGGAGAAGGGUCUUCGGUGGCAGAGCAAUUUGGACUUCAUACCGCUCAGGGGGAUGUUAGCCAUUGUUGGAAACAAUGUAACCACGACGUGACCGAAUCCAUCCCCGCUCCCUGGACGCAUGAGACCAACCUCAACCAGUGGAGCUUUAUCAGUAAAAACUGUCUGUAUGACGUUUACCUGGAGACGAUGGCCAAGUGUCUGGUGGUCAAAUGUGAGAGCAGUUGGGACGUACAGUAUGCGGUCGAGUAUGGGGAGGGGAUGUGCAAGAAGGCGGGACACGAAGUACAAUACCGCCUCCCGCCUACUUAUACGGAAACCGCAGGAGGAUACUUUGCUACAGCUAUACCCCGCACACUAUCCGCCCGAGCUAACAGCUCGCCGAGGGAUACCCACGCUCGAUCGGGGUCGAUGGGAAGCGUUGGGGUUGUCGUCGGGAUCAUCUUUGGGAUCAGCCUUUUAGGGUUCUGAUUCUAGGUCGAUACAGGCGAACCGAUUCGCUCGUAGGUCUUGGGAAAAGAGAUGAAGGGUAUAGGCAGGAGGAAUUAUGACAAGCAUACGAUUAGUACGUCCCGAUGAGGACGUCGGGUGGCUAGAUCAGGUAAAUUGUAACAGGCUGUAUUUGUAGUCGGAUGCGAGGCUAUAUGAUAGAUGGAUUCGGUCAAUAAUCAUCUCAUCCGAGAUCU
Molecule: messenger RNA, 1025 nt
Organism: Filobasidium floriforme
Lineage: Eukaryota; Fungi; Basidiomycota; Tremellomycetes; Filobasidiales; Filobasidiaceae
Exons: 4
Coding region: 205-810 (201 amino acids)
Source: RefSeq, a predicted model, not a curated record